Molecule: messenger RNA, 417 nt
Organism: Pocillopora meandrina
Lineage: Eukaryota; Metazoa; Cnidaria; Anthozoa; Scleractinia; Pocilloporidae
Source: the annotation of a GenBank genome assembly
AUGAAUGGAGCUACUAACACUUAUGAAAUGGAGAGUGAAAUCAGAGGUUAUCAUGUUUAUGGAAGCAGUUGGAAACCCAAAAUCGGCGAUUUCUUAUUGACUGAUCGAGAGGUGUCAAACGAAGAUGACAAGUUUGCAGUGGCUGUUUAUGAAGAACUUGGCAUCAAUGGGAAGAAAAUUGUUGGACAUUUACCAAUGGAAUUCAUCAGAAUUGCAUCCUAUUUUAUAGAGAAUGGUGGUGAAAUUUCCUGCAAAGUGACUGGAAAAAGGAAGCUCUCGAAAGGCCCACGAGGAGGAAUGGCUAUUCCGUGCAAGCUGUUUUGGACAUCUUCAAACAAGAGACACGUUAAAAAACUUGAUGCGCUCAUUGCUGCAGAGAAAAUCAAGAUUCUCCGAAGAUAUGGACUUCGCGUUUAG